Molecule: messenger RNA, 2244 nt
Organism: Leptopilina heterotoma
Lineage: Eukaryota; Metazoa; Arthropoda; Insecta; Hymenoptera; Figitidae
Product: Bardet-Biedl syndrome 2 protein homolog
Exons: 12
Coding region: 108-2177 (689 amino acids)
Biological process (GO): non-motile cilium assembly
Cellular component (GO): neuron projection; ciliary basal body; membrane
Molecular function (GO): protein binding
Source: RefSeq, a predicted model, not a curated record
CUAGAAAAUAAAUAGAAUAUAAUAAUAAAUAAUUUACGACAAUAGUGAUUAUUCCCUUUGUCGCAGGAAAAUAAUAUAACCUUGUUAAUGGUAACAGUAGAAAAUCAAUGAAUGGGAAAAUCAAUAAAACAGGUUUGAUCGCGAGUGGCAAAUUUGAUGGUUCUCAUGCAUGUUUAACGGCGGCCACUUCGGCUGGGAAUGUUCUUGUUCACAGUCCUCAUAGAGCGUCUUCAGAAAAUUUUGAAGAUGCACAAUCCGUUGGUCGUUUAUCCUGGAGUGGAGAACUUGCAGAACUACACAUUGGCAAUCAGGUUACAGCAUUAUGCAUUGGACGACUUGAAGAAGAUGAGAGAGAAUUUCUUGUUGUUGGAACACAUACCCAUGUUUUGGCUUAUCAAAUUGAAGACAAUGCGGAUCUAUUUUACAAAGAGAUGCGUGAUGGAGUACAUAAUAUUACAACUGGAAGACUAGGCUGGAUAAAAUAUCAAGUAAUUAUUGUAGGAGGAAAUUGUUCCGUAACUGUGUUGGAUCAUGAGGGGAACGAGCUUUACUGGACAAUCGCGAGUGGUAUUGUGAGAGUAAUAACUGUUUUCGACUUUGAUGGAGAUGCUCAAAAUGAGCUGCUGAUUGGAACUGACGAUUCCGAGAUCAAAGUCCAGAAGGAAACAUUAGUUAUGUGGCAAGUGAAGGAAACUUCUCCUGUAUCAACACUUCUCCCUUUGCCUGGGAGAAAAUUUGCUUAUGCCGUUACGAACGGAACUGUAGGAGUCUACGAAAACGGUACCAGAAUUUGGAGAGGAAAGUCGAAGCAUAAAAUAACCUCGAUGAAAACUUUCGACAUUAAUGGCGAUGGUGUUUUGGAAUUAAUUACUGGCUGGACAAAUGGUAAAGUUGAUGCCAGAAUUUGUUCUACUGGUGAAAUUAUUUUUCGGGUACAAUUAAAUUCACCGAUAGCGGGAAUUGUCGAAGCUGAUUAUAGAAGAACUGGUAAAGCUGAUUUGGUCAUUGUAUCCGAAAGCGGAGAAGUACGUGGCUAUCUGGUGGGAACCAGUAUGGAUGUUUCCGAACCAGGUGAACUUUAUCGUCAACUUUUGUCCAAGAAGGAAGCACUCGAGGUUGAAAUUCGCCAAAGACUUGUUACUACACCUAAUCAAUUUUUGGGUUCCAAGUUGGCGGUUAGUUUAACUUCGACCAGGGGUGCUGUUCGUUUGGCUCUAGCGUCUGGACCCGGACUUGUGAUAUAUUGUGCAAUUGUAUUCGCAGAAGAAAUUUUCGAUGGCGAAACAUUUGUAGCUCAUCCUAGAAAACCGAACGGUGAAUUGGAAAUUGAACUUCGUCCACCGAAAGAUGGUCCUAUUGAUAUUCACAUGAAAACUUAUGUGGGAGCGCCUGGUUCAGAUUUAUUGCAGGUUUAUGAACUGAUGCAACAAUUACCAGCUUUCUGUAUGUACGAGAUUAUAAAUCCGGCUGAUGCAAAAAUCGAAGAUCUACAAGAUAUUGGUGUAACUUUCGAGACCGGAGAUAGACCACAACGAAUUGCCCUGUGGUUAAACAGAAGUUUAGCAAUUUCGGAAGAAUUAGAAAUAGCUGUCGAUGGUCCUAAUGCUGGAAGAUUAGAUCUCUGCUUACGGGGAUUGAGAGAUAAUAAAUUGCAUUUCUUGAGUGUAAACGCAAGCGGCAAAAUUAAUAUGUUAACAGAAGAUCCAACAUUUGCGGGCGAUGUUGUUCAAUCACUGGCAAAUUAUCUGGGAAUUGUGGAACUCACUUCAGAAGCGAAUUUUCCAGCCGAGGAAAAAAGAAUGGUGGAAAUUUUAGAACGCGUUAAAGAAUUAAAGGAAAUUGAAGUGAAGCUGCAAACGGAAGCGGCAGGAGUUACAAAUAUUCUAAAAGCCCUGAUGAUUCGUUUAGAGGACUCAAGAAUUCUUGAUGACUCUAAAGGUAUGAAGAAAAGAGUAACGCAACUGCAAAUGGUGGGAGAAAAUUUUAUGAGGGAGAAUGAGAUCAGGGACAACAAUUACAGGGAACUUACAUCGGCUCUAAAGGCAUUGAACACCGGUGUGCAGAAUGUUUCAAGAAUUAGAGUUGGAGGUGCUGCAACUAAUGCUAUUAAUCGAUGUAGAGCAGCAAUAAAGGAUGAAAACCCAAAGGCCUUAAUUCAUGCCAUUAGAAACGGCUAAGAAAUAAAACAAUUUAGAAGAAUUAUAAAAGCAAAUUGUUGUUUUGAAUUAAAGAUAUUGUUAAAAG